Triticum urartu is the source of this 757-nucleotide messenger RNA. NCBI's taxonomy places the organism in Eukaryota, Viridiplantae, Streptophyta, Magnoliopsida, Poales, Poaceae. The record is from RefSeq and is a predicted model, not a curated record.
UUCUCAGUGUAGUAGCGUAGUAGCUAGUACCGCUGUGAUCCCUAUAAAACAGUGCAUGCACUGAGAGAAAAUAAUCAGAAGCUGUCAGCCUGUGACAGGAAGGGGGGAGGAUCAUGGCGAGUUCUCCUUCUUCCUUGCUACACGGAGUUGCGAUCCUUGCUCUCAUAUGCUGCUCCUUGUCAUGCUCGGCGGCGGCCGGAGAUGUAGUUGCUCUCGACGGACGUCGUAAUCAGUGGAAACCUCCGCCGACUCCGUUGCCAGGGAAGCAGCAUACUCCGGUGAGUCCAGUCCCAACUCCGGCGACUCCGGUGCCAGGGAGACCGGUGACUCCAAAUCCUCCAGUCUCUGUUCCUCCUCCACCGUCAACGCCCGUGCGCAGAUACCCGGUGACCCCAAGUCCUUCAACCCCUAUUUGUGUGCCGCGGCCUCCCCCGGUGCAGCGGGAGGUGUCGGCUCUUUCGCCGCACCGCAAGACCCUACAGAAGGCUGUUAAGAACGUGCUUUAAUUAAGAAAGCACCAAAUGCUACCGCUCAGACAUAUUUUCUAUGUUAUAGUACAAGAGGAUUGUGUUGCUAAUUAAUUAAGGUAAUAGAUAAUAUGAUAUCAGUGUAGUACUCCCUCCGUUCCAUAGUAUAAGAUGUUUUGACACUAGUAUAGUGUAAGAAAGUUCUUAUAUUAGGGACCAAGGGAUUAGUAUUUACAUACAGAUUUUGUUUGGUGUACUGGUCAUGAGUCAUCUGAAGCUUCAUUUCGCCA